Echinostoma caproni is the source of this 315-nucleotide messenger RNA. NCBI's taxonomy places the organism in Eukaryota, Metazoa, Platyhelminthes, Trematoda, Plagiorchiida, Echinostomatidae. The record is from the annotation of a GenBank genome assembly.
AUGACCAGCCUGUAUACCGUCGCAUCGACAAUACGGGUUACCAUUACCGACUUGUGUUUACCCCACUGGCAUGGUUGGAUCAAACGACAGUGGCCAUAUCUCACAAAACUGCAUGAAGAUGAUGAUGAUUACAAUGAUUAUGACGACGAUGAUCACAGUCAUUAUGAUGAAAAUUAUGCUGUUUAUGUUUGUGAAGAUGAUGAUGAUGAUGAUGAUGAUGACAAGCAGAAUGAAGAUGAAGAUGUAGGUAAUGGUUAUAAUGUUGCCGAUGAUGAUAUGGAUGAUGACGAUAAUGAUCAUGAUCAUGAUAAUUAA